Penicillium antarcticum is the source of this 198-nucleotide messenger RNA. RefSeq lists its product as uncharacterized. Bases 1 to 198 code for a protein of 65 amino acids. NCBI's taxonomy places the organism in Eukaryota, Fungi, Ascomycota, Eurotiomycetes, Eurotiales, Aspergillaceae. The record is from RefSeq and is a predicted model, not a curated record. The transcript has a single exon.
AUGCAUGGAAUGCGAUUUGACAAACUCCUCUUCGACCGUGCUAAACAUAGCGGUGUCAAGGCAUUCAAUGGGACAAAGGCCACUGCUAUCCAACUCCAGGUCACUGAAUGCCCGGAGAGCCAUGGCGACUCACGCCUAGGACGAUCCGUGUCAGCCUCGUCGACACGCAAGGACAAGAAAACAAGCGGGAAGGUUUAA